Molecule: messenger RNA, 1256 nt
Organism: Alnus glutinosa
Lineage: Eukaryota; Viridiplantae; Streptophyta; Magnoliopsida; Fagales; Betulaceae
Product: peroxidase N
Exons: 4
Coding region: 59-1027 (322 amino acids)
Biological process (GO): hydrogen peroxide catabolic process; response to oxidative stress
Molecular function (GO): peroxidase activity; heme binding
Source: RefSeq, a predicted model, not a curated record
UCCAUUAAGGCCCGCCUUAAUUAGCUCUUGAAGCACAUUAUCAUUUUGGAGGCUAACCAUGAAGAAGUCUAAUAGCUUUUGUUGUUAUUGUUUGGUUAUGAUUUUCUUUACGUGUUUUCUUGCUUCAAGGUCUCAACUAACUUCGGAUUUUUAUAAAACGACAUGUCCAAAUGUUCUUAGUAUUGUGCGGAAAGAGGUGCAAAAUGCUCUCAAGACUGAAAUGCGAAUGGCUGCUUCUUUGCUUCGGCUUCACUUCCAUGAUUGCUUUGUAAAUGGUUGCGAUGCAUCAAUACUGUUGGAUGGAAGUGAUGGUGAGAAAUUUGCCCCUCCUAACAAAAAUUCGGCUAGAGGAUUUGAAGUUGUGGAUCGAAUCAAAAGCUCAGUGGAGAGUGCAUGCAGUGGUGUUGUAUCUUGUGCUGAUAUAUUAGCCAUAGCUGCUCGAGAUUCUGUGCUCUUAAGUGGAGGACCUACCUGGAGGGUUCCAUUGGGCAGAAGAGAUGGACUAGUGGCAAACCAAUCUGGAGCAACCGAUGGGCUUCCUAGUCCAAUCGAGGCACUAGACAAAAUCAUUACCAAGUUUGCAAAUGUAGGUCUCAAUGUCACAGAUGUGGUGUCCUUAUCAGGAGGUCAUACAAUUGGACAAGCAAGGUGUAUCACCUUCAGCAAUAGGUUGUCUCCUCCAGACAGUACAAUGGAAACAAGCAUGAUGUCCGAUUUGCAAACUUCGUGCCCCUCGAACAGUGAUGGAAACAAUACAGUAGCCCUGGACCGAAACUCAAUUGAUGCAUUCGACAACCACUACUUUCAGAACUUGGUCAAUUCAAAGGGCCUUCUUAGUUCCGACCAAAUUUUGUUCUCCAGUGAUGAGGCCACUACGACAACCAAAAGCUUGGUCCAAAGUUAUAGCACUAAUUCUGAUCUUUUCAAGGCUGACUUUGCAAAUUCCAUGAUCAAGAUGGGGAAUAUAAGUCCACUUACUGGCUCAAGCGGAGAGAUCCGCAAGAACUGCCGGGUGGUGAAUUCAUAAACUCUGCAAAAUCUGUAAUCCCACAUAAUAUAGUUGGACUUGGUAUAUAUUAAAAUAAUUUGGGGCACGCAUGUAAUGCAUAGUACGUAUAAUGGAGGCUCCAUUGGUUUUGAUGAUCAGAAAAAAUGCAUAUCAUGCAUUGGCAGCAACCAUAUAUAUGCUUUUGGUAAUAGCUAAUAAUCAGUGUGAUUCAAAGACGUACUGUUUAUAUAUAAUUACCAUUUGGAUA